AUGAAGCUAGCGUUCCUGGUCUUCACCGUCGUACUGCUUGUUGCCGUCCUACCUCGUUAUGAAAGUAGAGCUAUCGAAAACCCCGGCGCUGUUCAGUCAGCUUCUUCUGAUCCACAAUCUGACCUACAGAAGCUAUCUCUUCCCAUUCUUUUGCGACUAGGAGAGGAGUACUUCCUUAGGCUCGGCAGCGCGAACCAGAACCCACAAGUGUUCAUGCCCCCAGACGCGUCCUCCACAACUGUCAAGAGAGCGCUGCAGCUACAGCUCACCCAGCGUCUGUUGCAAGGCAAAGUUGCCAACAUCCGUCGGUUCGCGAGCAGCAACACUGACCAGCUCGACGACUCGAUGGAAAGAGGAAAGCGGACCGACGAUCCCCCAAUUUCACUGGAUCUGACGUUCCACUUGCUUCGAGAAGUACUAGAAAUGGCUCGAGCUGAACAGUUAGCUCAACAAGCGCAUAGCAACCGAAAAAUGAUGGACAUUUUCGGCAAAUGAGUGGACAUGAAUGAAAUCCAUCUGCCAAAGGAUAUUUUUAACAUUUAGCACAAAACACACAUUAUUCUAUACCACGCCUCCUUUUUCCAUUAUUUGUUCAUCAGUUUAUUUGUUUUUAUAUGUAUUUUUAUAGCGUUAACCUCACAUGAAGAAUCUGAAUUGCAAUUCAGUUGAUAGUAACCAGACUGUAUCAUAAAACAAAGGAAAUGUUAUUUAAACUUGUAUAACUGCUGUAAAAAUGCUACUCGAAGAGAGCUUCUACACAUUCGAUAUUUGUUUUCCUUGAAAACAGCUAUCCAUAUUGAUUGUUUGGAAGUUUAUCGAUUUCAGGAAUACGCAGGCCUAUCUUAAAUGGAAAGCUUCUCUGAAAUUCAGUUUCGCUGUUUACUAUUAACUUGAGUUUGACAAUAAACACAUCAUGAGCAACCAAACAUUUACGUUGCGUAAGAGAAUGUCUAAUAUAUAUAUUUUGAAAUAAAAGUCUUCAAAGUUC
This is a messenger RNA of Anguilla rostrata (American eel), 988 nucleotides long. RefSeq names its product corticoliberin-like. The record is from RefSeq and is a predicted model, not a curated record. Gene Ontology annotation, molecular function: hormone activity. NCBI's taxonomy places the organism in Eukaryota, Metazoa, Chordata, Actinopteri, Anguilliformes, Anguillidae. Gene Ontology annotation, cellular component: extracellular region. The transcript has a single exon. Bases 1 to 495 code for a protein of 164 amino acids.